UCUCCGCUCUCGGGGCUCGUGCAGCAUCAGAGAUGUGAGCGGCGGGAAGCAGCUCUGCCUCGCGCCGCAGGAGGACCGCAGGAUGGCGGGAGGACGGCGGGGUCUCGUGGCCCCUCAGAACACCUUCCUGGAGAACAUCGUCCGCAGGUCCAACGAUACCAACUUUGUGCUGGGGAACGCUCAGAUCGUGGACUGGCCCAUCGUCUACAGCAACGACGGCUUCUGCAAACUGUCCGGGUACCAUCGUGCCGAGGUCAUGCAGAAGAGCAGCACCUGCAGCUUCAUGUACGGAGAGCUGACGGACAAGGAGAUGGCGGAGAAGGUUCGUCAGACCUUUGACAGCUACGAGAUGAACUCCUUUGAGAUUCUGAUGUACAAGAAGAACCGGAUGCCGGUUUGGUUUUUCGUGAAGAUCGCUCCAAUCAGGAACGAGCAGGACAAAGUUGUGUUGUUUCUCUGCACCUUCAGUGACAUCACCGCCUUCAAGCAACCAAUCGAGGAUGACUCUUCAAAAGGUUGGGGUAAAUUUGCCCGUCUGACCCGUGCGUUGACCAGCAGUCGAGGAGUUCUUCAGCAGCUCGCUCCAGCUGUCCACAAGGGAGAGAACGUCCACAAACACUCACGGCUGGCGGAGGUUCUGCAGCUGGGUUCAGAGAUCUUGCCUCAGUACAAACAGGAAACCCCAAAGACGCCGCCACACAUCAUCCUGCACUACUGCCUCUUCAAGACCACGUGGGACUGGGUCAUCCUCAUCCUCACCUUCUACACGGCCAUCAUGGUGCCCUACAACGUCUCCUUCAAGACCAAGCAGAACAACGUCACCUGGCUGGUGGUCGACAGCAUCGUGGACGUCAUCUUCCUCGUCGACAUCGUCCUCAACUUCCACACCACCUUCGUGGGCCCGGCUGGAGAGGUCAUCUCCGACCCAAAACUCAUCCGCAUGAACUACGUGAAGACGUGGUUUGUCAUCGACCUGCUGUCCUGCCUGCCUUAUGAUGUCAUCAACGCCUUCGAGAACGUGGACGAGGGGAUCAGCAGUCUCUUCAGCUCUCUCAAAGUGGUGCGUCUGCUGCGUUUGGGUCGGGUCGCCCGGAAGCUGGACCACUACAUCGAGUACGGUGCUGCUGUGCUGGUUCUACUGGUGUGCGUGUUCGGCCUGGCGGCCCACUGGCUGGCCUGCAUCUGGUACAGCAUCGGGGACUACGAGGUGAUCGACGAGGACACCAACAGCGUGCGGACGGACAGCUGGCUGUUCCUGCUGGGGGACACGGUGGGGACGCCCUACAGGUUCAACGCCUCAGGGACGGGCCGCUGGGAGGGCGGGCCCAGCAAGGACUCCGUCUACAUCACCUCACUGUACUUCACCAUGACCAGCCUGACCAGCAUCGGCUUUGGAAACAUCGCGCCAAACACAGACGGAGAGAAGAUCUUUGCUGUGGCCAUGAUGAUGAUCGGAUCGCUGCUGUACGCCACCAUCUUCGGUAACGUCACCACCAUCUUCCAGCAGAUGUACGCCAACACCAACCGCUACCACGAGAUGCUCAACAGCGUCCGAGACUUCCUGAAGCUCUACCAGGUCCCAAAAGGUCUGAGCGAGCGGGUGAUGGACUACAUCGUGUCCACCUGGUCCAUGUCCAGAGGCAUCGACACCGACAAGGUGCUGCAGAUUUGUCCAAAGGACAUGCGAGCAGACAUCUGCGUCCACCUCAACAGGAAAGUGUUUAAAGAACACCCGGCGUUCCGGCUGGCGAGCGACGGCUGCCUGCGAGCGCUCGCCAUGGAGUUCCAGACGGUCCACAGCGCGCCGGGCGACCUCAUCUUCCACGCAGGAGAGAGCGUGGACAGCCUGUGCUUCGUGGUGUCGGGGUCACUGGAGGUCAUCCAGGACGACGAGGUGGUCGCCAUUUUAGGUAAAGGUGACGUGUUCGGCGACGUGUUCUGGAAGGAGAUGACGCUGGCGCAGUCCUGUGCUAACGUGCGAGCGCUGACCUACUGCGACCUCCACAUCAUCAAACGAGACGCGCUGCAGAAGGUUCUGGAGUUCUACUCCGCCUUCGCAAACCACUUUGCCAGAAACCUGCUGCUCACCUACAACCUGAGGAAGAGGAUCGUCUUCCGGAAAAUCAGUGAUGUGAAACGCGAGGAGGAGGAGAUGUUGAAGAGGAAGAACGAGGCUCCUCUGAACCUCCCUCCGGACCAUCCGGUGCGCCGACUCUUCCAACGUUUCCGGCAGCAGAGGGAGGCCCGACUCGCCAACGAGCAGGCGAAUCAGGGUGCCAGUGACGUGGAGAAAGGAGCCAUUUCCCUGGAGCCGCCUAAAGGUCCGGCGGUCUUGGCCUCCACUAGUAUAGUCAUGGUGACUGAGAGCAUAGCUACACCCACCACCUCCUCAACAUCCACCGCAUCCUCCUCAUCCAGGACCUCCAGCCGAGUCAUGCUCCACGCUCCCGCUACUCAAAACGGAAAUCUGGUUGGCUGUAAAUCCGCGGAGCCGCCCAAAGCUAAAGGCUGGGGACGCUUCAAGGAGUCAGUGGUGAAGGCCGACUCGUGGAGCAGCGUCUCGAAGGCUGAGUCCAUGGAGACGCUACCCGAUAGAACUAAGUCUCAUGAUGAGAUGUCCCUCAAGAAAACCGACUCCUGUGACAGCGGCAUCACAAAGAGCGACCUACGGUUGGACAAUGUCGGCGGCGCCAGAACACCGCAGGAGCAAAGCCCGGUCCAGUCUGACGAGAAGAGGGUCUUCUGUCCGAUACCCGAGCAGAGCAUUCAGGCCUCUUUCAUGGAGCUGAAACAAGAACUACGUGGAGACAUCAGAUCUCUGAACAGUCGCAUGGCAGCGUUGGAGGCUCAGCUGGCUGAGAUGCUGCGACUUCUCAAAUCCAGGAAGUCGUCGGGCUCCUUCUUCGAGAUCUCACGACCUCCUUCCCCUGACUCCGAUAAGGACUCCUACUCCUAAACUGGACAUGGAGUCUGAACUCAAACUAUUCAGUUCCAGAUAUCAGAGAGGAGCUUCUGACUGCGCUGUGAAGCCUCCCGAUGGUCCGUGAUGGAAAAAGCACUUCGUGACGUCUGUAGCAUCAGAGACUUUAGAAAGAACCGCGGCGGUCUCGAUGACACCUUUGGUUCUCAGGAGGGUUUCAAGACUUUAGACCUUCGCAUGAUAUCGGCAAUAACAACAGGCGGCAAUACGCUUGUUUUAAAUACUGUCUGUGGCACUGUGAUGAAGAAGAUUAUGCUGUAAGGGUGAACUUGGUGGGUUUGACCCGGUCCCAUGAGGUCUGGUCCACAACGUCUGUCUGGCUGUAUAGAACCACCAGAUACUGAAGGGUCCGCUCUCGGUGGCCCAAUCGAAAGAAGGUUUACACACUUCAGCAGGAAGCUGGAAUCAAAAGAGAUGCAUGUCUUUGAUUCAGGUGGAGGAUGGAAGUUACUCCUACAACUGACAAAAAGACGAUGUGUCCGUGAUGUCACCAGAUCCACAUACUGUGUGUUAUCUAUUUUUUUUCUGGUGCCACUGCAUGACAUCAUAUUAACAAUGCUCUGUGAUUGGCUGGUUAGUGUGUCAGUCUGAGCAGGAGGCUGAAGAUCUCGUGGACCAGACUCUCAGCGGACUGGUUGUAGCCAGCCGACCAGAUUAAGUGACUUUAGCGCCAUUUUCUUUUGAGAAUCUGGCGUUUUGUUCGAGUGAAGGCGACAGAAUGUCUCCUGCUGACUGAACACCGUGUGUCCAGACUGCAGUCGGUAGCGUUUUUAUAUGCAGAGUGAAUGAAAACGAGACACUGAAUGUGUCCGCUGUUGAUCACAGGCUGGUUAGUCUGGAGUUUUAGCUUUUAUGAAAUAACGCUGCAUGCAUGUUUCCACGCUGGUGAGUUUUCAGCUUUGAAUGGAGCCAGUGGACACGACAGUAAUCUGAUUACUAGUCUGAUUACUAGAUUAUAUUCAAAUUCAAGAGCAAUAUGUUUAUGUGUCAACUUGUUGUUGACGCUUCAUUUGAAAUCAUGCAUUUCAUCAAAUCUUGUCACGUAACAGACGACAGCUGCAGUAGAGCGUAUACCUCUGCCAGUGAAUAACAGUCCGCUUCAAUUCAAUCAAGCCUCAAUCCAACUAUUUUAUUUUUUGGAUCUGCAUCAAAUUGUUCUCAUUCAUAGAUACACCUGAUCCACACAUCUCAUAAUGUCAAAGAAAGAGAGAAAACCUUUUUGUGUAAUCCUGCCGACAAACCAACAAAACAUCAGACGUGAAAGCUCGACCUCUGAGUCUCCAGCAGGAGCUCCAGCGUCAGACUGUGUAACUACGUCGUCUCGUGAUGAGCUGAGGCACAAAAACACUUUUUCCCAUAAACCAACGUUUUGAAAGAACCUCCAAGACAACUGGAGCCAAUCAAUCCGAUAACAUUUAGAAAGUCUAGAAGAGCUGAUUCAAUUAGUUUAUCCUCAGUAAAGUUAGCCAUGCGCUAAACAGGAAGUUAGCUAGCUCAGUCGGUGGAAGUAGCUCCGCCUCCAGCGCUGUGUCCAGAUUUUAAUGUCUUGUCCUUGAAUGAUACUAACGCGAGCUAACGUCAAGGAAGUGCAGAAGUUUUUGGCAGCAGCCCUGUUUGGGAAUCAGACCGUGAAUCUGCUCAUCUACAGAGAGACGAGCAUCAUUUCUGAAUCUGUGCAGCGUUCGUCUGAUUCUUCCAAAACACUUUGAGACGAAUGCAAAAACAAGGCAAUAACAAACCUCAGUGCUGAGCUCCUCCCCGCUGCUCCUCAACAGUUUUUGUGGGACUUCCUGCGGUUUACAGCUCCACUUCGGUCACAGCACCUCCUGGUGGUCGCAGCCGGUCUCUGAAGAAGCCCGGUCACCACAGUGAGUGUGAUAGGCUGAGACACCUGUCAAUCAAGGUGAAAACACCCCCCGAACAUACAGACCUCAAAGACCUGCAGCAGUUCUGACUCUCCUUACUUGAUUCUGCAGAACCUGAAGUUUCAGUCUGAUGCAUUUAAAGUCCCAGUUCUUCAUUUUCUAUCUGAGAACGGAUGAAUUUAGCAGAUUUGUUGUUUAUCUUCUCUCUCACUGUGAAGUCAGACUGAAAUCUGUGAAGUUUAGUUUUUGUUUUUGUUUAAAAAGAUGACCUUGGAUUCCACGUGAAUAUUUGCCUCAAUCUGACUUUUCCUCAGCGAGUUAUUAGGAUAUUAUCUGUUCUGGACACAAACAGGAGGCUAGCCAAUGAGCUAACAGUAGCUACUGUUGUGAAGAACUUAAAUAUGUGUAAUCGGGUUUUUGGGAAAGUACCGUUCUAAAUGCAAUAUAUUAAUAUUUACCUUCAUUUUAAAUUCAUAUGUGUUGUUACAAUAUAAUGUCGGCUAUAACGACACGAUGAGCGUUUUUAUUGGAGUCCACAGAAGAAGCAGCGCCUGGUGCGAUUCAGUAAUGUAAAUUAAAGUCUUCAUUGCUGAGACUGAACACAGAACUUAUCGGCCCGGCUGUAUUAAACACACAGAACCUGUAUCUCUAAAGAAGUAACAAUAACUUUUUAACAUGUUCUGAUGAAUAUAUAUAUCCUGUGGUAAGAAAAUCAUUUUAGAUAUCGUUAAACGUUUGUAAAGAAACAGUUUUAUUAAUCACAUGUGCUCGUGUGAGAAACCUCCAGCAUUUAGAAACACAAUACCCGUCAGAAUAUCCUGGACAGGACAGAGGUCCGAUGAGACCCGGCCCAGACACGACACCAUGACAAGAGUCCCUGAAGUGUAAAGUAUCAUCUCCGCUUCAGUCUGGUCCAGUUUAUUGACGUUGCAGAACUCCAGCGUUUUUCUUUCACUCUGAAGAAAUAUAUGUGUUGGAGCAGGAUCCAGGUUCUUCUGGCCUCUUGUGACCCAACAGUACCGUCAUAAACAGAGUCCAGCUAGCAGCAGUUAGCAACUCUGGCGAUAGCUGCCCCACUAUCUGCUGGGAGUUCAUCAGGGGCCAAUUCUUAUGUACUGCACCUUUAAAGAGUUGCAGCUUUGAGCAUCACACUGAAACUGAACUCAUUUUAAGAUCCGGUCGGAUCCGUUCACAGCUGAAAACGAGCAGCUCCGAGCAGAGAGACGAUGAUCUGAGAUGUUUGUCUUGACUUUGGUGUCUCGUGUGUCCUGUGAUUGUAAUAUAGCAUCAUAAUAUGCAACUGUUGCCGUGUGUGCUGUGUGUACUGAGAGUCGGGUCGUCCGGUCCGGUUCUGAUGCACUUUGGUCGUUUCUGCAUGACGCUGGUGUCUGAACCUCGCUACUUAAAUAUGUGGGAGGACUUUAGGUUUCCUUCUCUCUGAACUUUACUUCGGUCACAUGUACGUAACGACCGUCUGUGCAUGAAGAGCACCUCCAUGUUGAAACGUCUCUACGAUAUCACGUCUGCACUCUGGAGGACGAGCUUGAGAAACCCAACCACAGAUAUAAAUUCUUAUUUCUGUUCUUCACAUAUUGUCAGGAAUGAAAACUGUAUCAGCACAAAGAGUAUUUAUCACAUGGCAACAAUAAAUGAUUUUAUACUUUGUA
Molecule: messenger RNA, 6512 nt
Organism: Acanthopagrus latus (yellowfin seabream)
Lineage: Eukaryota; Metazoa; Chordata; Actinopteri; Spariformes; Sparidae
Gene: kcnh1b
Product: potassium voltage-gated channel, subfamily H (eag-related), member 1b
Exons: 11
Coding region: 83-2956 (957 amino acids)
Biological process (GO): potassium ion transmembrane transport; regulation of membrane potential
Cellular component (GO): membrane
Molecular function (GO): delayed rectifier potassium channel activity
Source: RefSeq, a predicted model, not a curated record